Molecule: messenger RNA, 1677 nt
Organism: Diabrotica balteata
Lineage: Eukaryota; Metazoa; Arthropoda; Insecta; Coleoptera; Chrysomelidae
Source: the annotation of a GenBank genome assembly
AUGGGACUUUACAAACAGUACUUUAGACUAACACGCUAUGCCAAAAACCACUUCAUUGGAAUCAGUUCGCAGCAAAAAGGUGGACAAGAUGGCGUUCCACUUCAAAUGCUCGUAUCACAAAACUUUAGUCACAGUCGACUGGCUGUUAUAUUAGUAGGAUUAUUUACAUUAGCGAUAGGUAUAAUUUUAUCUUCAAUUCCAUGGUUAGACUAUAUAAUUUUAAAGAAUUUACGAUUAACAGACGGAUCACUAAGUUAUCAAUAUUGGCAGAAACCUGGCGUGAUUCGACUAACCAAAGUGUACAUAUUUAACGUUACUAAUCCUGAAACAUUCCUUACCCAAGGAGAAAAACCAAGGCUGCAAGAAGUCGGGCCUUUUGUAUAUCGGGAGGAGAUGGAGAAAGUCAAUAUCAAGUUCCAUGACAAUGGCACAGUGUCAUUUCAGCACAAGAAAAUUUUACAAUUCGUUCCUGAGCUAUCUGUAAAUAAGGAUCAAAAAAUUACAGUCCCAAAUAUUCCACUAUUAACUUUGUCGACAAUGUCCAACAACCUAGGCUACUUUGUCCAGAAAGGUAUAUCGGUGAUGUUAAGCAUUGGUAGUUACAAACCUUUUAUCAGUAUUACUGCAGAUGAACUAGUUUUUGGUUACGAUGACAAAUUGGUUUCUUUGGCUCAUCAGUUUUAUCCGAAGUACAAAAGACCGGCAGAGAAAAUGGGAUUAUUGAUUAACCGUAACGGUACUCUGCCAGAAGUUCACAAUAUUUAUACGGGUACAACAGGGAUGCACGAAUUUGGAAUCAUCGACAAACUUAACGGGAAAAAUAGUCUAACGUACUGGGAAGACGCCCCUUGUAACGAUUUGCGAUCCAGUGAGGGGUCUUUCUUUCCACCGAGAUAUUAUACGAACGAAGAUAUUGUUUACCUUUACGAUAAAGAUAUCUGCAGAACUCUUCCUUUGAAGUACAGAAAAGCUGUUUCCAAGCAUGGUAUCACGGCCGGCUUGUAUACUCCACCGGACAAUAUAUUUGAAUCUGUAGAAAAGAACUCCGACAAUAAAUGUUAUUGCCCAGGAAACGAAUUUUGUCCUCCUAAGGGAUUGCAGAAUAUCAGUCCUUGUCAAUUCGAUUCGCCAGUAUACAUUUCCUUCCCUCAUUUUUUGGAUGCGGAUUCUAGCUUAUCAGAGCCAUUCGAAGGACUAACGCCAAAUAGAGAUAAACAUGAAUCAUAUUUUAAAAUUCAACAGAAACUUGGAGUGCCAUUAGAAGGCCAAAUCAGAGUACAAUUGAAUCUCAAAGUAGAUCAAGCUCCUUACGUCACGUUAGUUAAAGAUUUUCCAAGUAUAAUAUUCCCGAUUAUGUGGCUAGAAGAGGGUAUAGAGGAUUUGACGCCAUCUAUCAGAAGAUGGGUAUACUUAGCCACGACAUUCGCUGACGUAGCUUGUCCGUUGAUGACGUACGGAUUCAUUUUUAUCGGCACUUGCAUUAUUUUGGGAGUUUUCGUGAACGCAUACAAAUCUUUGGUGUUUACUAAAGAAACCAUUGAAAUUGGAAUGAAGAAAUUGCAAAGACGAAGCAGUGCAUACCUCUACAAUUCUUCUAACCGUUUCAUCAACCGGCGUGACACCUACACGUUGCUCAAAGUGAACGAAGACGGCGAUGAGGAAGUCAUCGGCGCCUGA